AAGGCAAAGAUAGUCUGAUGCCAAUAGUGUCCAUGAGAGCUUCAACAUAAAUCUACUUAACCAGUUCGGUGCGUAUUCUACAACGACAGACGUAGCCAUCUAAAAUAAAACAGCUCUUACAACUCAUCUGAUGAAGGUUACCUUAUCACGUUACAAGGAUGUGGAAUUUAGUUUUAUGCGGCAUAUCAGGAAUAUUGUUAGGGUUAUUGAUUUCUAUGGAGCGCUCUAAAUAUUACUCCGAUGAAACAUUGCUGGAAAGAGUGAACAGAAACGAGUUGUUACUGAAAGGCGCAUUGGAAAAAUUAACUGAAACCAAUGCAAAAGUUGAAAACACUUUUAUGAAAUUAAAGGAAGUCAAUGCUGAUGCCGAGAUUAAGCUUAAUAAUGUCAUAAACAUUAUGGAAAUAAAGAGACAUGAAACUUUGGUGCGAAUAAAGGAAGUCAACGCUGAUGCCGAGGUUAAGCUUAAUAAUGCCAUUAACAAUAUGGAAAUAAAGAGACAGGACACUUUGGUGCGAAUAAAAGAAGUAAACGCUGAUGCCGAUGCUAAGAUUAAUAAUACCAUAAAACUUUUGGAAAUGAAAAGACAGGCCACUUUGGAGAGAAUACAGGAAGUCACUGCUGAUGCCGAAGUUAAGCUUAAUAAUGCCAUACAAAAUUUGGAAAUAAAGGGACAGGAUCUUGAGAAAAAGGUGGAAGCAUUCAUUCACUCUGUAACAGUUGAAGACAAUGCAGCUUAUUUCAAUUCACUCGUGAUCCAAACUGAUAAUGAACUAAAGGCAAAAACACGAUAUUUCGAUCAAACGGUUGGUGCUUUCAUCGAAUCUGCUUCACAGAAUGAAUAUCGGGCUGUUACUGAUAAGAAAUCUGCAGUACUGUUACUUGUUAAAAGGUCCGCCGGUGAAUUCGAUAUUAUGAAAGCACAUGCACCGCUCAUUAAUUUUCAAGCUGUACUUGAUUUGAGUGACGAUAGCCAUUAUUCAACCAACGACGCUUUCGAGUUCAAAAACGUUUUGGCCAACGCUGGUGGAGGCUAUAAUCCUGCAACUGGACUCUUCACGGCUCCUGUAGCUGGAGUGUACAUCUUCACUGUGCAACAUUGUCCAUACUAUCACGGCGAUGCCGGGUUUGAAAUCGUUCAGGAAGGCAGGGCGUUAAAGAGAUCAAUUCACAAAAGCUGGGGCAAGUUCACAAUUUGUGUCAACAUGCAGAUUGUCUCUAAGGUUGCCGAGGGAGAUAGAGUCUGGGUGCGAUCAACAUAUUAUGACAGUAUUAAAUAUCCGGAUGACAUUCGUUGGCACAGCUUUUCUGGUCUGUUAAUUCAUUCAAUGGAGAAGUGAUCAUAGUUGAAUAACACUAUUAUGGUAAAUUAUUGUCCGUUCGAAAUGCACACAGUCAAAAACAAUAGUACAUCGCUCAUAGACAAUCGAAACCCUCAUUACACUUAUUAGCCAAACAUGGCACAUUGUAGUAAGGAAAAUUUUGACUAUCGAUGGAUGAAAAGUCAUAUAUUUCAAGGUGUGACUCGAUUGCAUAUUAAAACAAGAAAUAAACGACAUCAAUCGUUUUUACUAAAAUAUAUAUCCCUUAAAACCAGAUUGACUUUUUAAAUUUAUAAACUGUUAUACGCGAACACAUGACCAAUCCAUUGUCAUCUAUCAUCAGUGGCAACUAAAUGGUCGGGAUGACAAAAGUUAAUUUAACUAAACCCGACAUUUGAGUGUGUAGUAAUGUAAAAGUGGUUUUCGUUAGAGAAUAUGCUAAUGAUGAAGAAUCCAAAUGAUGCCGGGUUGGCAUCUUUGGGGUUACAAGAAAUUCAAGAUGUCGUCAAAGACGGCGGCCAUUUUCGGUCAGAUUUGUUUCAACAUAUACAUAUGCAUUAUUUUAUAUAAUAUAAAUGGUGGCAAUAUAUGUUAUGUCCAGCUUC
Molecule: messenger RNA, 1927 nt
Organism: Dreissena polymorpha
Lineage: Eukaryota; Metazoa; Mollusca; Bivalvia; Myida; Dreissenidae
Exons: 3
Coding region: 159-1340 (393 amino acids)
Molecular function (GO): protein binding
Source: RefSeq, a predicted model, not a curated record